CAUCGAGUCGGCACGACGGUGAUUCACAGUUUAUUUCACUGCCAUGUUACGAGCAUCGAGUCGACGGUGAUUCACAGUUUAUUUCACAGUUUAUUUUACCGCCGUGCUACGAGCAUCGAGUCGACG
Messenger RNA from Acaulospora morrowiae, 126 nucleotides. NCBI's taxonomy places the organism in Eukaryota, Fungi, Glomeromycota, Glomeromycetes, Diversisporales, Acaulosporaceae. The record is from the annotation of a GenBank genome assembly.